ACAAAUUUGGAGGCAUUUUCUAACAAAAAUCAUUCCGGCUACAAUUUUUAAUCAAAUUUUCAAAGUUUUUAAUUAAAAAUAAAUAUUUUUGUAUCAAAUUUCUACUAAAAAACAUCACAAACUACUAAAAAAUAGUCAAAAAUGAGUGAAACGUACAUUACUUGUCCCUACAAUCCUUCACAUCAAAUCUUGCCGCACAGAUAUGCUGUUCACAUCACGAAAUGCGCAGUCCAACAUCCCGAUAUAAAACUUUUAAUCUGCCCAUUUAACUCGAAACAUCGAUUGCGAGAGGAAGAAAUGGCGAAACAUAAAAUUGAGUGUCCAGAUCGUGUAACUUUUGAAAAGAAAAUGAAUCCAAUCGACGUCGGGGCAAGUCGUCAUGAUGAUUUUGCUUCAAGAUCUCGUUCUCGUUCACGUUCUCCUUUGAAUAAAGACAGCGACGAGGACAAUUGGGAUGAUGAAGUUGGUUCAAAGCCUUCUUUUCAUGCGGAAAAUACAAAACUUGGGGGUUUGCGAAAGAAAAAUUAAAUUUUUUAGGAGAUUUUUGUUGAAAAUUUAAAUUUUAAGUCUAAAAAAAUCGAUUUAUUUUACGAAUCAUUGUGGGAGAUGUCAAACCUUAUCUUAAAUUAAUUAAAAAAUAAAAAU
Molecule: messenger RNA, 645 nt
Organism: Culicoides brevitarsis
Lineage: Eukaryota; Metazoa; Arthropoda; Insecta; Diptera; Ceratopogonidae
Product: gametocyte-specific factor 1-like
Exons: 3
Coding region: 142-528 (128 amino acids)
Source: RefSeq, a predicted model, not a curated record